Molecule: messenger RNA, 2073 nt
Organism: Aspergillus alliaceus
Lineage: Eukaryota; Fungi; Ascomycota; Eurotiomycetes; Eurotiales; Aspergillaceae
Product: putative tannase
Exons: 1
Coding region: 99-1862 (587 amino acids)
Source: RefSeq, a predicted model, not a curated record
UUCCUUAUAGACAUUCUUAGAUCAGACUUCUUCAUUCACUCUUUAUUCUAACAUCAUUCGGACCCUCGUUGAUCUCUGUCGCUCAUUUGAUUCGAAAGAUGCGCCAGCACUCGCGCAUGGCCGUUGUUGCUUUGGCAGCAGGAGCGGAUGCAGCCUCUUUCACCGAUGUGUGCACCGUCUCCAAUGUGCAGGCUGCCUUGCCUGCUAACGGAACUUUGCUCGGAAUCAGUAUGAUCCCGUCAGCGGUCACGGCGAGCCCUCUGUACUACCAAUCGGCUGGCAUGGGCAGCACCACCACAUACGACUACUGCAAUGUCACCGUCGCCUACACGCAUACCGGCAAGGGUGAUGAGGUGGUCGUCAAGUAUGCAUUCCCUAAGCCCUCAGACUACAAGAACCGUUUCUACGUCGCCGGUGGUGGUGGUUUCUCCCUUUCCAGCGAUGCGACCGGAGGUCUUGCCUAUGGCGCUGCUGGAGGUGCCACCGAUGCUGGCUAUGACGCCUUCGACAACAGUUACAACGAGGUAGUCCUCUACGGAAACGGAACCAUCAACUGGGACGCCACAUAUAUGUUCGCAUACCAGGCCCUGGGAGAGAUGACCCAAAUCGGAAAGUACAUAUCAAACGGUUUCUAUGGCUCGACUAGCGACAAGAUCUACACCUACUACGAAGGUUGCUCUGAUGGAGGACGUGAGGGUAUGAGCCAAGUCCAGCGCUGGGGAGAGGAGUACGACGGUGUCAUCGCUGGUGCUCCCGCCUUCCGUUUCGCUCAGCAACAGGUUCACCAUGUGUACUCGUCCGCAGUGGAGCAUACCAUGGACUACUACCCCCCUCCAUGUGAACUGAAGAAGAUCGUGAACGCCACGAUUGCUGCUUGCGAUCCUCUUGACGGAAGAACCGACGGUGUUGUGUCUCGGACCGACCUUUGCAAGCUCAACUUCAACCUGACCUCUAUCAUCGGCGAGUCUUACUACUGCGCUGCUGAGACGAGCACAUCGCUCGGAUUCGGCUUCAGCAAUGGCAAGCGCAGCAAUGUCAAGCGUCAGGCCCAGGGCAGCACCACUAGCUACCAGCCCGCGCAAAACGGCACCGUUACUGCCCGCGGUGUCGCUGUUGCUCAGGCCAUCUACGACGGUCUCCACAACAGCAAGGACGAGCGCGCCUACCUCUCCUGGCAGAUAUCCUCCGAGCUCAGCGAUGCCACGACCGAGUACAACUCCGACACUGGCAAGUGGGAGCUCAGCAUCCCGUCAACCGGUGGUGAGUACGUCACCAAGUUUGUUCAGCUCCUAAACAUCGACAACCUCUCCGACCUCAACAACGUCACCUACGACACCCUGGUGGACUGGAUGAACACCGGUAUGGUGCGCUACCUGGACAGCCUUCAGACGACCCUCCCCGAUCUGACUCCCUUCCAAUCGUCCGGUGGCAAGCUGCUGCACUACCACGGUGAAUCCGACCCCAGUAUCCCCGCUGCCUCCUCGAUCCACUACUGGCAGGCGGUCCGUUCCGUUAUGUAUGGCGGUAAGACAGAAGAGGAGGCCCUGCAGGCCCUCGAGGACUGGUACCAGUUCUACCUGAUCCCCGGUGCCGCCCACUGCGGAACCAACUCUCUCCAGCCUGGCCCCUACCCCCAGAACAACAUGGAGAUCAUGAUCGACUGGGUCGAGAACGGCAACAAGCCCACGCGCCUCAACGCCACUGUCUCCUCGGGUACCUACUCCGGCGAGACUCAGAUGCUUUGCCAGUGGCCCAAGCGUCCUCUCUGGAACUCCAACUCCACCUUCGACUGUGUCAACGACGAGAAGUCGAUUGACAGCUGGACUUAUGAAUUCCCCGCUUUCAAGGUCCCUGUAUACUAGUGUACGGUAAGGUUGCAAGUUGUGGUUUACGUUCCUUGAAUAUUCUUCAUGGGUAACAGGACCACCACUGCUAAGAGAAGUUGAUCUUCGGGCUUCUAUCCCUGUUUUAUUCUCCUGGGCAUUCCGCUCUUUUGUUCAUGUAUUUGUGUAUUAACCUUGGUUGAAUGCACUUACGCAGACUAAGGACAGCCGAAACAGAUACGAAUUAUUA